AUGGCAGAAAACCCAAUUGCGAUGAUCAACCCCAGCUCAGUUGGCCUUCCAGAGGCCCCAAACCCAGAUCCUUUGCCCGAAGCGCAAUGGCAAACCUUACUGGCAGUCAUGGAUACCGUCCUGUCGUCAUGUCAGAAAAAUGAACCUCAUGACGUGGACGCUGCAGCUCUUAGCGAUACCAAAUACGAAAAGACCAUGACGCAUCUCCGGCAGAAUACUAGCCUUGACCUUUCCGACACGUCUACGUUCGAUGCUUUCCUCGCUGAGAAGCCUUCCGAUAUACCACUCUUUCGAGAUAUCUUGAAGCGGAUGCUGGCCGGCUUUCCUCCUGACAAACUAGCUACGCUUCACAGCGUCCUCUCACUGAUCGAUAACUGGACUACGACUCUCCCUCUUACCGGUCGUCUAACGCCAUUCUCCAAAUUAUCUAUCAAAGACCGAACACGUGUGCUGCACUCUUGGAGAACCAGCUCCUUGGCUAGUUUCCGUGUGCUGUUUAAACAGCUUUCGCAAAUCGCCAAGCAUAUUUAUGUUCGCGCGAGUCCUCUUUUCGACGAGAUUACUGGUUACCCAUCAGCCCCUUCCGGAUGGCACCCGGUCGAGUCCUAUCCUUUCGAAUUUACGGACUUCAACACAUCGCGACAUCCGAUUCAACUGGAAACAGAUGUCAUCGUCGUAGGCUCAGGUUGUGGUGCUGGCGUUGUUGCGAGGGCCAUCGCCACGGCAGGCCAUCGCGUCAUCGUUGUGGACAAAGGCUAUCAUUUCGAAACUUCCUCGCUUCCUCUUGACCAUAGCGAAGGCUUCUUCCAUCUUUUCGAACAGAGUGGCAUGUUAGCCUCGGAAGAUGGGUCCAUCACCGUUACGGCGGGAUCGUGCUUCGGCGGCGGUGGAACAAUCAACUGGAGCGCGUGCCUGCAAACCCAAAACACGGUGCGUGAUGAGUGGGCGGACGAACGAGGUCUUACCUUCUUCAAUUCAUCCGAGUUCCAGGCUCACCUUGACUCUGUCUGUGAGCACAUGGGCGUUAGCGACGAGUUCAUUCGCCACAACCAUGGCAACUCAACUCUCCUCGAAGGCGGGCGGAAGUUGGGGUUCAGCGCAAAGCCCGUCCCCCAAAACACUGGUAAUUGUGAGCAUCACGAUGGACACUGCGCGAUGGGAUGCGGGAGGGGGGAGAAGCAAGGCCCAGUGAACGGAUGGUUCCCUGAUGCGGCCAAGUGCGGAGCCAAGUUCAUCCAAGGCUUCAAGGUUGAGAGGGUGCUUUUCAAGAAGAAGCGUGGUAAACAGGUCGCUCGUGGCGUUAUAGGAACCUGGACACCAAAGAACUCCAAGGAUACGACGCCUAGAGUGGUCACCAUCAAGGCGAAGAGAGUUGUCGUUUCUGCAGGAAGUCUAUGCAGCCCUAUCAUCUUGAAGAACAGCGGGCUAAGGGCAGCAGGCGGAAUUCUCACCUCUGUCGUGACAAGCCUUGAUAACCUUGACGGAAAAGGUCAUGGUGUCAAGCUAGAACGUGUCUCAAUGAUACCUUCCAUGUCUCUUCCCUGGUUGAAUUGGACCUCUGGACUUGACUACAAACUAUUGUUAUCCAAAUAUCCCCACAUGGAGAUAUUCAUUGCCAUCACCCGGGAUCGCGACAGUGGCCAAGUCCUCGCUGACCCAACACGAGGCACGCCUCGCGUGGCGUAUACUCCCUCCAAAUAUGAUACCCGCUCAAAUCUGACGGGCAUGAUCGCCUUGGCGAAGAUCCUCUACGUCCAAGGCGCUCGGGAAAUUCAUCCCGCCCUCCCAGGCCUUCGACCAUUCAUCCGCGCUCAGGAAGGAUCUGCAAAUCCUGUUGACGACUCUGCGGGAAUCACGGAUGGGAGGUUCCAAUCUUGGCUGAAAGAGAUGGAAGCACAUGGAAACAAGACGCCAGAGACACCAUUUUGCUCCGCUCACCAGAUGAGUUCCUGCCGCAUGAGCGCCAAGGAAAGCGAGGGUGUUGUGGAUCAGUUUGGCAAGGUUUGGGGUUGUGAAGGGCUGUAUGUCGCUGAUGCGAGUGUUCUUCCCAGUGCCAGUGGUGUAAACCCCAUGGUCACCACCAUGGCCAUUUGUGAACGGAUCGGUACGGGCAUUGCCAAAGAGUUGGCAAUGGAGAGGCAGGAGACUGCGAGAAUUUGA
Molecule: messenger RNA, 2160 nt
Organism: Fusarium vanettenii 77-13-4
Lineage: Eukaryota; Fungi; Ascomycota; Sordariomycetes; Hypocreales; Nectriaceae
Exons: 4
Coding region: 1-2160 (719 amino acids)
Molecular function (GO): flavin adenine dinucleotide binding; long-chain-alcohol oxidase activity
Source: RefSeq, a predicted model, not a curated record